AUGCCUAAAGUAAAUGUAAAAUGGUCGGGGAAGUUGUUUGAGGUAGAUGUUGACCAAGAUCUUGAGCCACUGGUUUUCAAGUCCCAGCUUUUUGGUUUGACUGGAGUUUCUCCUGAUCGUCAAAAGGUUAUGGUGAAGGUAGGUGUCACUUGCCAUUGAAGCAUAAUUAUUAGGGGAAGACACUUUCUGACGACAGUUGGAACGGCAUCUCAUUGACUGAGGGAACAAUGUUGAUGUUGUUGGGAAGCACUGGAGCCAUUCCACAGCAAGUUAAGCCGUCCAGCGACGAAAAUCUGAAGCCUGACGGGUCAGUAGACAAGAAAGUCGUUUUGCCAACUGGACUUACCAAUUUAGGCAACACAUGCUACAUGAAUGCCACCUUGCAGAGUUUUUUGGUAACUUAAAUCUUCUGAGAAGCACCUCCAAGUUAUAUUUUAGACUAUCCCUGAACUUUUGAAUGGAGUCAAGCAAUGGGGACCUUCUGGCAGUGAAAAAGCCAGCAACGAAACGUCAAAGUUGUUUACCGGAGCCAUCAGAAAUUUGUUUACGGAGAUGUCUGUCAAAUCUGGAGGUCCCGUUACCCCUUUGGUGCCUCUUCAUGUAAGUUCAGUAUAUUUUAAUUUAAAAAUUUAUUUCUUUUUUAGUUGAUGCAUGCCUUGUAUCCACAAUUUGCGACAAAGAGUGAUCAUGGAGGUUUUCAACAGCAAGAUGCAAACGAAUGUUUUACUGAACUGCUAAGGGAAUUCUCUGGCUGUGCCGAUGUAACUGUGGAUGGCGAGAAGGUACCAGUUAAGAAAUUCUUGGAAGGGGAGUUUGAUGUGACAAUGAAGAACUUGGAGAAUGAAGACGAGCCAAUUUUGAAGUCAAAGGAAAAGUUUUUUCAAGUAAGUGUUUCAGGGAAUGUAAUGAAAAUUGAAUUCUUCUUUCAGUUGAGUUGUUUCCUCUCCCAAGAAGUCAGAUAUGUUCAAUCGGGAAUAAAAUCGAAAAUGACUGAAGAGAUCGAAAAGAAUUCGGAGGCGUUGGGAAGGAACUGUAAGUAUGAAAAGAAUACCCUCAUCUCCAGACUCCCGGCCUAUCUGAGCAUUCAGAUGGUCAGAUUCUUCUACAAGGAAAAGGAUCAAGUAAGUUAUUUACAUUUUUAGUACCUUCUUUUUGAACCGGAGGAAGUGCAAAUUGAUCGACCAUCCUGAUUUCGAAAAUGUCAUUCAUUUUUCGAUCUCUUGUUUCUCUUAAGCAGUAGUGUUAAAUAAUCACUUUUAUCAGACUGUCGGGAAAAUUGUGGCGGGUCGUCGCGCCUUGAAAUUACUCAUAAUCGCAUCGGGGAAUCGACUGUUUCUUGACAAAUCCACUCGGCAGACGUUAUAAAACUUGAUUUUCUGCCACUUUUUGAUAAAAUUUUUUUCGAACUAAAUUUGGAAUAAAACAAAAAAUCGUAUUUUAGAGUGCUGGACAAGUGCUUUUUAUGAUUAGGUUCAGCAUUAUACCGUAGUGUCUCCCGAACCCGGGAAAAAUGGAUCUCGCUGUCCGGAAAGGUCCGCUGUCCAAAAAGGUGUCUUAUCCAUUCAGACACAUUUACGCUUUCUUUCCUUCUUCGAGGUCUUCUCGGUGACCUUUUUUGCCCAACUUUGACGACGCAUAUCUAUGCACUCAAGGGACUGCGCGGAGAUUUCCCCUUUUGGGGGUGAUACUGAGACAUAUUCGAUCAAUUUGCAUUUGUUCCAGUUCAAAAAAUUAUUUACACGUGAAGUGCAUUUCCUUGUUAGAUUAAUGCCAAAAUCCUGAAAGACGUGAAAUUUCCCAUGAUCCUUGAUGUCUUCGAUCUGUGCUCUCCCGAACUUCAAAUCAAGCUGAAACCUCAAAGAGAUGCUUUCAAGGUGAGUGUGGUAAUCAAGACGGAUGUUAAUUUUCGGUUAGGAAUAUGAAGAUAAAGCUGUUGAAAAGAUUCGCACUUCCAAGCUAGGGGAGGACGACAAAAAAGAUGUGGAUGUGAAUGUGAAUGUGAAAUACGCCCCCUCUCACUUUGAAGGCGAUCCUGGAUCGAAUAAUUCUGGCUUCUACCAACUGAAUGCGAUCAUUACCCACAAAGGCAGGAGCAGCAACAGUGGUCAUUACGUUGCCUGGGUCCGGGUCGGAGAGAAGAAAUGGGCCAUGUGUGAUGAUGACGAGGUCCACGAAGUCUCAGAAGAGAAUAUCCAGAAGCUCUCGGGUGGGGGAGAUUGGCAUUGUGCUUAUGUGCUCUUGUAUGGCCCCAGAAAACUGCCUCUUAUCGAAUCUUAA
This is a messenger RNA of Bursaphelenchus xylophilus (pine wood nematode), 2277 nucleotides long. The record is from the annotation of a GenBank genome assembly. Lineage: Eukaryota; Metazoa; Nematoda; Chromadorea; Rhabditida; Aphelenchoididae.